Molecule: messenger RNA, 2234 nt
Organism: Rotaria sordida
Lineage: Eukaryota; Metazoa; Rotifera; Eurotatoria; Philodinida; Philodinidae
Source: the annotation of a GenBank genome assembly
UUAAUGCUUUACAGCAAGGUCAUGGGGCUUAUUUGCUGGAGCAAGAUGAGAAAUCAUACGACAAUUUUAUUAUUAAUGUUGGUGCAUUGCCUCCAUCAAAAGAAUGCAUCAUUACUAUAGCCUAUGUUUCCGAAUUGGAAUUUGUUCAAGGAUCUACAAUUCAAUUUGUAGUUCCAACAACUAUUGCACCUCGUUAUGAUCCCGACAAAGGUAGUAUUUCAUCACCAGCAAAUACAAAUUCUUUGUAUGUUCAAUCAAGUUCUUACACAAUCGAAUUUUAUUGUCGUAUUGAAAAGAUCGGACAACAAAUCGCUCGAAUAAAUUCAACAUCACAUCCGAUUGAUGUUGAUAUGAAUCAAACAGAUGCUUAUAUGGUAAAAUUUAGUCAAGAAAAUACACAUUUAGAUCGAGAUAUUCGAAUUAAUAUUGAAUUGACAACAAAACAUGAUAGUACGAUUCUUGCUGUCGAAUCUGAUGCUUUAAUGGUUGCAUUUGUUCCAACUGAUAACAAUUAUUGUCAGCAAACAACAUCGAAUAGUGAAUUUAUUUUUAUUAUUGAUUGUAGUGGAUCGAUGGCAGACGAAAACAAGAUUGAACUCGUUCGAGAAGCUAUGUUAAUCUUUCUCAAAAGUCUACCAAUCAAUUGUUAUUUCAAUAUAAUUCGUUUUGGUUCUGAUUAUGAAAGUCUUUUUGAAAAACGUACUGUGAUCUAUAAUGAAGAAAAUGUUCGAAAAGCUGAAACACUCAUUGAACAAAUGAAAGCCGAUAUGGGUGGCACUGAAUUGUUGCAACCAUUGCAAUGGCUUGAACAACAAGCACCUGAUCAAGGACGAGGACGUCAAAUCUUUCUUCUGACCGAUGGAGAAAUUUCGAAUGUUUCGGAAGUGCUCGAACUAUGUCGAUCAAUGGCUUCAACUAGUCGAAUUUUUUCAUUCGGUCUAGGUCAAUCACCAAGUCGUUCUUUGGUUAAAGGUCUUGCUCGAUCGACUAAUGGUCAAUUUAUUUUUAUUUCACCAAAUACGAGUGUUGAUGCUCCUGUAUGUGAACAACUACGAAGAGCUCUUCUACCAUGUAUUACCAAUGUGCACAUCAAAUGGAAUCUUGGAGUUCAAGUUCAGAAUGUUCCACGACAAUUACCUCCGAUCUAUUUCAACGGUAGACUCAUUGCCUACGGUCUCAUUGAUGAUAAAACUAUUCCAUUCAAACAUGAUUCUUCUGUUGAACUUGAAACUCAUCCGGAUCAUCAUCAAUUAGCCAUAGCUCAAGUCAAUCGAGUACCAACUGUGAGUGACAACGGAACAAUUGCACGUCUUGCUGCUAAAGCACUCAUUCUUGAAUUACAACACGAAAAAGUCUCGUCGACAAGAUCCACGAUACAACCACAAUUACAAGCGAUGUCAUUGCCAGAAACAGAAGAAAUGAUGACGAUGAAACAGCAAAUUAUCGAAUCAUCACUCAAAUACAAUAUCUUAAGUCCAUACACCGCUUUUGUAGGUAUUGAGAAACGAAUAAAUGAAAGCAACAGUGGCAUGAUUUUACGUGAAGUACCGAUUCAAAUAUCCAUGGAUGAUCGAUAUUCACAGUUGAUCAAACCGUCAAUGCACACUAUGAUGUCACCAAGUUAUUCACCUUCCUCACCACGUUAUUCACCUUCCUCACCAUGUUAUUCGCCUACUUCACCAAGUUAUUCACCUACUUCACCAUGUUAUGCAUCUAGCUCACCACAGUACAUGUCAUCGUCGUUGAAUUUUGUAUCUUAUUCACCGAGAUAUAUAAUAAGUUCGUCAAAUAUUGAUAUAACGAUGAAUAAUGAAGUAACCUCUUCUUUGAAUUCUUCUGCCGACUUGAACGACAUGAUUAGCAAGAACUCGGCGACAACCAACGUGAAGAAAAGAAAGUACGAUGCAGAUGAAGAAUGGCCCGAUAAUGAUCAAGAUAUUGUUCGCCAUUUGAUUAAGAAACAAACAUUCGAUGGUCUCUGGAAUUUGGAUGCUGAGAGUUUUGAACAUUUGACUCGAAAAUCUCUAGCAGAAUUUCAAUCAAGACAUUCUCAAAUCGAUUGUAAAAUUCUUAUAUCGAUCAUUGUCAUCGCUGUAUUGGAAAAAAAUUUCAAAGCUUUUGAAUUAUUGUGGUAUGCCGUUGUACAAAAAGCUCGUAAACAUCUCGCCGAUCUGCUCAACAAUCAAUCGAAAGAUUUCAAUAUAUUGCUAGCUGAAAUUUUUCAAGAACUAUGA